AAGGAUGGACCAUUGGUGAACAGAAUAGAGAGGACGUGUUUUUUUAUUUUUAAGAUUUGUCUGAGGUAUUUUUUUCCGUGAACUCUACUGGACUUGUCAUCAGAACUUUUUAAACCACAAGGAUAAAAAAACAUCCAUCAGAGUGGAGACUGCCUCUCAGGUACUGCCGGUUCAACUCUGUGACAAUGCCGGUGAUCAUACUUGAGACCAAAGACUUCACCGGUCCACUUUUUUUGGUGCGGACAUGGGCAGUCUUAUCCAGCUGUACCACCUUCAGUCUCGUGUCCUCGCUAGAACCUGUGGAACUAAACAAAAAUGCAUCUCUCUGCCAACACCCCAACCCGUUCAGGAUCUUCUGCAUGUUUACCUGGUGCUUUUAUUUCACCCUCACUCUCCUCAUUCACAUCCUCAGCGUCAUCCAGUUUCACAACCUCAUCCCAGUUUCCUGGAAAAACCUGACUGUGACAGUGGCCUUGUCAGGUGCACUGAUGUCCCUCAGUGCUUCUGUACUUUUCCCGUGGAUCGUCAUGGAUCACUAUAAGGAGAGGCAGCGCUGUGUGGCAGCGUCUGUGGUUUCCUGUCUCACCUUCCUGGCCUACUCUUCAGAGUCCUACAUUCUCCGCACCCAAGCCCAAGAACAAAGAGGCUACAUGGGCAGCAUGCCUGGUCUCCUCAAGAUAUUCCAGCUGUGGGGAGGCUGUCAGAUGAUCGUCCUGGUUGUGGAGGUGGUGUGUGUGCUGCCUACCCCGGAACACCGUUGGCAGCUGUGGGUUACCAGCAUAACAUAUGCCGUCUGUGUCCUUACCUGUUUUGCCACAGUGGUUGUAAUUUUAGGUGACUGUGCUGGGCGAUGUCUCCUGCCCUUUGACAAAUGUAUGACUGGCUUCAAUCUGACCGGGGUGUUGUUCUAUAUGGUGGCCACAGUGAUUUGUUUUACUGAGAUCCUGCAACUGAGAGAAAAAGGAAGUAUUUCAGGCAAAGGUUUUCAGCUGGUUAUAAUGGAAACAGUUGUUGCCAGUAUUACACUCUUAGCCUACACCGUUGACUUUGCCUUUUCCAUUAAACUACUGUGUCACAGGGGUCAUACAUGAAAUAACUCAUCACAUUAAAUGCACUGUAUUUGACAUUGAUUAUGUCUAGUCUUGGGAUUUUCAGUGAGGUUAUCAUGGGUUUGAGAAUAUAUAAAGUCAAUUUGAAGAGAUGAUUUUGCUCUUAAACAUUGCUGUGUAAAUACUCUGACUUGUAAGACAAUUCAAGUUGUUUGUAUUUAAGGCUUAAAGACAAAGAGAUUUAUAUAUCUGACCAUCUGUAUGACAUUUAUACAUGAGUUAGCUAUGACUCACAUGCUCAGCAACCACUAAACCUGGGUAAUUUGACAGGUGCACUGACUCAUAAGCAUAAUUGUAUGGUGUUUGAACUUUAGUGGCAGCUGUAAACGGAUAUCAAUGAUAAACAUGAAUUGACAAACUGUGAGCCUAUGACAAAUAAUUGAAUUUAUACUAAAGUGAAUAAAACUGAAGUGAAAAGUUCAAUUAUUGAUACAAAUUUGUCAUAUCAUUGAAAGAUUAUGGAUCAGAUCAUACAAUGAUUAUAAAUCAGAAUUACAUAAACCUUAAUCUGGCUGGAACAGUUCCUAAUCAUUUACAAAAGAUGGCAACACUCUUAUUAACAGAUUUAUUUAAAUCACAAGAUAAAAUUUACAAUUAAGAGCAUAAUAAAUAUUUUCUUACUCAGAUGAACCAGAAUUAAUUGUUUUUUAAACAAAUAUAUCAUAUCUAGCUUCAUGUAUACCACGGAUAAGCCACACAUCACAACAAUUACCUUCACUUGUAAGAAGAUCAAAAUGUCUUUAUUCUCAUAACAUUUUUCACUCAUACAGUUGCAAAGCAAACUUGUUUGAUAAAGGGCUCAUUACAGCUAUUAGAUUUGAGCUGCUUAAAAUGAAUACGCAUCGAACCAAUUAACCUACACAUUAUGGGAUCAAUUUAAAAAAAAAGGAAACCAGAGAGGGAAAAGGGAAAAAAGAAUGGAACGCAAUAAUGUAUAUGUGUAUAUAUAUGUAUAUAUUUAUAUAUAUAUAAAACACUUAUAUAAGUGUAAAUGUUUAUAUAUACACAUGAAUGUACUGCACAAAAUACCAAUUUAAUUAAAUAUGUCUAUGUAAAUUUG
This is a messenger RNA of Platichthys flesus (European flounder), 2169 nucleotides long. Its product is annotated as myeloid-associated differentiation marker-like. Gene Ontology annotation, cellular component: membrane. The transcript has a single exon. Lineage: Eukaryota; Metazoa; Chordata; Actinopteri; Pleuronectiformes; Pleuronectidae. Bases 186 to 1091 code for a protein of 301 amino acids. The record is from RefSeq and is a predicted model, not a curated record.